AUGCCCCGGGCCCCUGAUCAAGAUGAGGCAGACGAGCUAUAUCAGAACAACUCACUGUCAUGGCUGGCUUGUGGUGUGCUCUCUCUUCUAGCUAACGCAUGGAGCAUUCUGAGCCUUGCAAGUCGAGGUGGUAGCGGGCAGCGCCCACGUCCUCUAGAACUGCUCCUCUGCCUGCUGGCGGGUACCCACCUGCUAAUGGCUGCUGUGCCCCUUUCUCUCUUCUCUGUGGUGCAGUUGAGGAGGAGACAUUCUCCUGGGUACGAGUGGAAUGAAGGUUUGUGCAAGGUCUUUGUUUCCACAUACUACACAUUGGCGCUGUCAACAUGUCUGACCGUGGCUUGUCUUUCUUACCACCGUAUGUGGAUGGUGCGUUGGCCAGUCAGCUACCGUCUGGGUGGUGCCCGGAGGCAGGCAUUGCAGGGAGCACUUGGAAUCUGGGCAGCUUCCUUUGUACUGUCUACAUUACCUUCCAUUGGCUGGCAUGACAACGCCCGCAGGUUUUACACUCGUGGGUGCCAUUUCCUGGCCAGCCGAAUUGGACUAGGCUUUGGAUUGUGUUUUCAAUUGUUGUUGUUGGGAGGGGUGGGCACUGGACUUGGGUGUCUAGGAGUAACCAUUUACCAUGCAUGCUGUUGCCCAUCAUCAGGGCAACGAGGAGUUGCAGGAGAAGGGGGAGCAGAAGGAAAGCUGGAGGUGCCAGCCAUUGUGGUACAGGAUGCCCAGGGCAAAAGACGUUCAUCACUUGAUGGUUCAGAGUCACCGAAGACAGCAGCACAAGUCACUGGGCUUGUCGGGGGAAUUGUUCUUCUCUAUGAUGCAUUGACGGGGCUGCCCAUACUGGUGGUAAGCUUUGUUAGCCUGCGUUAUGACAGUGCACCCCCGUGGAUGGUCCUGUGUGUGCUCUGGUGCUCCAUGGCGCAAACAUUGCUUCUUCCAUCCUUUAUCUGGUCCUGUGCCCGGUAUCGUGCCGACCUGCGCACCGUAUGGGAACACUGUGUCUCCGUCCUGUCGGACAACGGGGGUGAUGAGGAUAGUGGACGAGAAGACUUUGCUGAUGGGCGGCUGUGUGAGGUUCGUUUUGAUGCCAAUGGAGCUGCCAUGAAAAGGCCUCCUCACUACCUGGGGGGAGACUUGAGGGAUGGAAAGUUUUUGCCAGUCAGACAUGUCCUGCUGCCCACAGACCGUGGCCAGUAUCUACAGGUGCACAGGCAACAGGUUCCUCUUUCCCGCCGGAUGUCACAUGAUGAGAUGGAUCUCUUCCCCCCUCGCUCUUCUCCUCUCCUGCUCAGAUGGUCUUCCUCAGAUGAUAUACGUGGGGGGAGCAGCCCUGUCAGCCCACGCCGGACUCAUGAUGCUCAGCACUGGAGCCGGCGCCAACCCCCACGGGGAGAGGGGGAAGAAGGGCUAACUUCUCUGCGCCAGUUUUUGGCAGGAGGGAUAACUGGCUCUUCAGGGUUGGGGGGUGGCAUACCCAGUUCCUUCUUUAGGGAUGAGAUUACAGCAUUUAUUGAUGACACACCUUGCCCUUCACCCAUCGGGACCCCUCACAGAUCCCGACCUAAACCCCGAAAUUCUCCACUCCCAAGGAAAGAAGCAGAGACAGGUAUGACCUAUGGAGGUGUGGGGGAGCGACGCCUGUCCCUAUGUAGCCCCUCACUUGCUGUGUCUGAACGACGUAGAGCUUCUCUGUCUGAACAAGGGUGCACUGGGUCUUCAUGA
Bombina bombina (fire-bellied toad) is the source of this 1719-nucleotide messenger RNA. It is a transcript of the gene GPR162, whose product is annotated as G protein-coupled receptor 162. Gene Ontology annotation, molecular function: G protein-coupled receptor activity. NCBI's taxonomy places the organism in Eukaryota, Metazoa, Chordata, Amphibia, Anura, Bombinatoridae. Bases 1 to 1719 code for a protein of 572 amino acids. The record is from RefSeq and is a predicted model, not a curated record. The transcript is spliced from 4 exons. Gene Ontology annotation, cellular component: membrane. Gene Ontology annotation, biological process: G protein-coupled receptor signaling pathway.